AUGUUUGCUAGACAGGUUCUCCGCCCGGCGAGGACCCUGCACCAGCAGGUCCGCCGAUACGCGUCCGCAGCGCCCCAGAGCGGUGGCAGCAACGGCAUUCUCUAUGCGGGUGUUGGCGCGGCUGCUCUUGCCGGUGGUUACCUAUACCUAAGGGGAGGAGACUCACCUUCCGGGCAGAAGGGCAAUGCGCCGCCAUCCGAAGAGGCCAAGAAGAUCCCCGCAUCCACCGCCAGCCUAGCAAAGAAGGCCUUUACUGGGGGCGAGCAAGGCUUCGUGUCGCUACAGCUCGAGAAGUCCGAGAUCAUCAACCACAACACCAAAAAGCUCACUUUCAAGCUGCCUGAGGAGGACAUGGAGAGCGGUUUAACCGUGGCUUCCGCCGUCAUCACCAAGUAUAAGGGCCCUGAGAUGCAAAAGCCCGUGAUCCGCCCUUACACGCCUAUCAGCGAUGUGGACCAAAAAGGCACAGUCGAGUUCAUUGUCAAGAAGUAUCCCAAUGGCCCUAUGUCUAGCCACAUGAACGACAUGGAGCCCGGUCAGCGCCUCGACAUCAAGGGCCCAAUCCCCAAAUACCAAUGGUCACCAAAUAAACAUGAGCACAUUGCACUCAUCGCUGGUGGCACAGGCAUCACCCCAAUGUGGCAAACCGCGAACGCCAUUUUCAAGAACCCCGAGGACAAGACAAAGGUCACGCUGGUGUUUGGUAAUUUGACCGAAGAAGACAUCCUGUUGAAGAAAGAGUGGGAACACUUGGAGAACACAUACCCUCAGCGAUUCAGGGCCUUCUACGUCUUGGAUAACCCUCCAGAGCAGUGGCAGGGCGGCAAAGGUCACGUCACCAAGGAGCUUUUGAAGACAGUUCUGCCCGAGCCAAAGGAGGGCGAGAAGAUUAAGAUCUUUGUUUGCGGACCGCCGGGCAUGUACAAGGCUAUCAGUGGUGGAAAGAAUAGCCCCACGGACCAGGGUGAACUCGAGGGCUACCUAAAGGAGCUUGGAUACAGCAAGGAUCAGGUGUACAAAUUUUAG
This is a messenger RNA of Cucurbitaria berberidis CBS 394.84, 1026 nucleotides long. RefSeq names its product ferredoxin reductase-like protein. NCBI's taxonomy places the organism in Eukaryota, Fungi, Ascomycota, Dothideomycetes, Pleosporales, Cucurbitariaceae. The transcript is spliced from 4 exons. Gene Ontology annotation, biological process: ergosterol biosynthetic process. The coding region runs from base 1 to 1026 and encodes 341 amino acids. The record is from RefSeq and is a predicted model, not a curated record. Gene Ontology annotation, molecular function: cytochrome-b5 reductase activity, acting on NAD(P)H.